Guyanagaster necrorhizus is the source of this 890-nucleotide messenger RNA. RefSeq names its product phosphoglycerate mutase. The transcript is spliced from 7 exons. The record is from RefSeq and is a predicted model, not a curated record. The coding region runs from base 20 to 808 and encodes 262 amino acids. Gene Ontology annotation, biological process: negative regulation of glycolytic process; regulation of pentose-phosphate shunt. Gene Ontology annotation, molecular function: fructose-2,6-bisphosphate 2-phosphatase activity. Gene Ontology annotation, cellular component: cytosol. Lineage: Eukaryota; Fungi; Basidiomycota; Agaricomycetes; Agaricales; Physalacriaceae.
CGAGAUUUAACUAUCAACGAUGAUCAUUGUUACCUUUAUUAGACAUGGAGAGUCAACGGAUAAUCCAAGAGCCGUUUGGGGUGGGUGGAAAGAUGCCCCACUCUCUGAUUUAGGUCGCAAGCAAGCAAGAGCGCUAGGCGAGCACCUCGCAUCAACAAAGAUCGACGUGAUCUAUGCCUCUCCCUUACUUCGCGCUCAUCAUACAGGAAUGGCUGUUCAGAAUGGACAACCCAAGCCGCCGCCUCUGAUCCUCAACCCCAAUCUUCGCGAGCAGCAUUUUGGUAUCGCCGAAGGGUACUCUUGGUGUUAUACAUAUCCAGAUCAUAUGUCCCUUGAUGAAUGUUACAAGACCGGCAUCUUCCCAGCCUUCUUCGACCGCUCCGGUAGAUUUCCAGGUGGGGAGAGUAUCGAUGAACUUGCGGGUCGAGCACAUGGAGCCGUCAAGGAAUGCAUCUUCGCUCACCUUACAGAGGAAGAUGGGUUUCACAUAGCUCUGGCGAGCCAUGGAUUAUGUAUCGGAGAACUUGUCCAUGCACUGUUAAGUUACGACCCAGAAUCCAAUAGAGAGGAGUCAUACACUGGAUUGAUGAACACGGCUUGGACGCGUGCAGUUAUCUCUCUUGAUCCUUCAUACCAGGGACAUGUGGAUUCCGAUAACCCACCGCCGCUCAGAGUCAAGGUCACUCACAUUGCAAAGGAAGAUCAUCUAAAGAACAUAGAUGAGAUUACAGACGUAGAUGGUAAUUUUGAAAACGAGAGGAAGACAGAAGCACUAGCAUUCUUCGGAGGAGCAGGACAUACCAAUUAGUCAUACAGAGAAUGAAAUGAUGAGUUCUUUUGCUAUUUAUGAUACGAGGAUACAAUCGUUUUCUUCUCACGGAGGUGAGAGA